AUGGAAGAGUACGAAGCUUGCAUUCUUGGCAUAAUGCUACCUAUUGACAUGAAUAUCCAAUAUUUGCUGGAACAACCCUUUCAUUGCUCUCAUGUCGAAGCGGAACCAGAUGGAAAGCCUUGGUAUUGUGAUAUAAAGAAGAAACUGGAGACUGGAACUUAUCCAAAAGAUGCAACAUCCAAUAAGAAGAAGGCAACACGUCGAUUGGCUAGCAAUUUCUUUCAAAGUGGAGAAUUGCUUUAUAGGAGGACUCCAGAUUUAGGACUUCUUAGGUGCGUAUAUUCCGUGGAAGCUACAAGACUUAUUGAGAAAGUACAUGCUAGAGCCUGUGGACCUUAUAUGAACUGUCUUACCUUGGUAAAGAAGAUCCUUCAAGAUGCAUCACCUAGGUCAUUCGUGGCCUGGGGGAUGGAUGUCAUUGGCCCAAUUGACCCACUCGCCUUUAAUGGACAUAGGUUUGUUUUGGUUGCCAUUGAUUACUUCACCAAGUGGGUGGAAUCAAGUUCUUAUAAAUCUGGGACAAAAAAGGUAGUAGCUGAUUUUGAUCGUAACAACUUGAUAUGUCGAUUUGGACUACCUGAUUCCAUUAUUACGGACAAUGGUGCAAACCUCAAUAGUCAUUUCAUGAAGGAGAUAUGUGAGCAGUUUAAGAUUACUCACCGAAAUUCAACUGCUUAUCGUCCUCAGAUGAAUGGAGCCAUUGAAGCUACCAAUAAGAACAUAAAAAAGAUUUUGAGAAAGAUUAUUGAUAAUCAUACAGGUUGGCAUGAGAUGUUACCAUAUGCUUUGUUGGGAUACCGAACAACCGUUAGAACAUCAAUUGGAGCAAUUCCAUACUUGCUAGUACAUGGGACAGAAGUAGUGAUACCCGUUAAAGUUGAAAUACCUUCAUUGAGGAUCAUUCAAGAAGCCAAAUUAACCGAUGUUGAUUGGGUUCGUAAUCGUGUUGAAUAUUUAGCCUUAAUUGAUGAACAGGGGAUGACCGUUGUUUAUCAUGUCCAAUUAUAUCAACAGGGAAUGAUUCGUGCUUUCAAUAAAAAAAGUGAGAUAUCAAACAUUUAA
Molecule: messenger RNA, 1062 nt
Organism: Solanum lycopersicum (tomato)
Lineage: Eukaryota; Viridiplantae; Streptophyta; Magnoliopsida; Solanales; Solanaceae
Source: RefSeq, a predicted model, not a curated record